AGGCCCAACAGCACAGAGCGUUUCCCGUGGGUGCAACAUUAGAGGCGUGUGUGGCUCAAAGCUUCUCUUUCGCAGUUUCUCUCUCUUCUUCUUUCUUCUUCACUUUCUCGCUUUAUUCCUCGUUAGAUCCUCAGUUCCCAAUCGAGAGCUUUCGUUUCUCUGAACUGAGAUGGCUGGAGGUGUUAUUCGGCAGUUAUUGAGGAGGAAACUCCAAUCUUGUUCUUCUAGUUCUUCUUUCACGUCACCCGUUAUCUCAAAGAUCGAUGGUGCCAACUCUACUGGCAGCAACUCUUUACGAGCACUUGCAUUAGUAGGAGCUGGUGUCACGGGGAUUUUAAGUUUUUCAACAACAGCAUUAGCUGACGAAGCUGAGCAUGGCCUGGCAUGUCCCAGCUAUCCAUGGCCUCACAAGGGCAUUCUCAGUUCAUAUGAUCAUGCUUCGAUUCGUCGUGGUCAUCAAGUUUAUCAAGAAGUCUGUGCUUCAUGUCAUUCCAUGUCUUUGAUAUCAUACCGUGAUUUGGUUGGGGUUGCUUAUACAGAAGAAGAGGUAAAGGCUAUGGCAGCGGAGAUUGAGGUGGUUGAUGGCCCUAAUGAUGAGGGUGAGAUGUUUACACGCCCUGGUAAACUCAGUGAUCGCUUUCCUCAGCCAUAUGGAAAUGAAGCCGCUGCUAGGUUUGCUAACGGUGGAGCCUAUCCUCCAGAUCUUAGUCUCAUCACCAAAGCUCGACACAAUGGUCAGAACUAUGUGUUUGCACUUUUAACUGGAUAUCGUGACCCUCCUGCUGGCGUUUCGAUUAGAGAAGGACUGCACUAUAAUCCUUACUUUCCCGGCGGGGCCAUUGCAAUGCCUAAAAUGCUUAAUGAUGGUGCUGUUGAAUAUGAAGAUGGCACCCCUGCUACAGAAUCUCAGAUGGGUAAAGAUGUGGUGUCAUUCCUGACCUGGGCAGCCGAACCCGAGAUGGAGGAAAGAAAACUGAUGGGAUUUAAAUGGAUAUUUGUUCUAUCACUUGCAUUACUUCAAGCAGCCUAUUACCGCCGCCUGCGGUGGUCCGUUCUAAAGUCUCGCAAGCUGGUUCUUGAUGUUGUCAACUAGCUGCUUUCAAGUUUCAUUUUUCACUUCAGGAAAGAUUAUUGUUGGCAAUAAUUGUCAGAUGCUUAAGUUGUCUCAUCAUGUCAAAUUCGUUGAUGGAGUAACCGAAAGCAUGUUCUAUUUUUAUUGAGAUAGAAAUAAAGCUCCUCCAUGUACGUGAGAUAUAGUUACUUUCACUUUUUCUCCCUUCUCUGGCCUAUGUAUUGUUACAUUGUCCAGCCUAUACUUCUAUUUUUUUUUCUCAACCUGGUAAUUGACCUGUGAUUGGGGUUCAUUUUGGUUUAUCUUAUAAGAAACAGAGACUAGGCCCUCAUGUUCCUUUUGAAGUUGGAAACAUGGUUCAUUUUUACUUCAUUGCAAUGUUAUGAUACUUGUGGUUCA
Molecule: messenger RNA, 1471 nt
Organism: Vigna angularis (adzuki bean)
Lineage: Eukaryota; Viridiplantae; Streptophyta; Magnoliopsida; Fabales; Fabaceae
Product: cytochrome c1-2, heme protein, mitochondrial
Exons: 8
Coding region: 170-1093 (307 amino acids)
Biological process (GO): mitochondrial electron transport, ubiquinol to cytochrome c
Molecular function (GO): electron transfer activity; heme binding
Source: RefSeq, a predicted model, not a curated record